GGAAAAUUGCUCCUGCGAUGCGCAGUACAGAAUAAAGCUGAGCCAUGCUGAUCCGCGUAAACCAGCAUCCGAGUCAUACCAGUGAGUGACAUUGAACAGCUGAGGAUUAACACCUGAGGAAAUAGCCAUGAAUGCGGAAACUCAGGCGGGCGGUGGUGUCGCUCAACUAGCACGCGCUAUGGGGGCCUCGGAACCCGCCCUGAGACUCAUUAUUUCAAUUUCACUGGGCUUUCCACUGGCUUACUUACAUCGUCGCACUCUGUACGGCAAGACCCCCCUCCAUCAACAUGUUUUUUUUAUCCUCAGUGGUGUUUUUCUGGGGAUCUGGAAUUUUGGUUGGGACAUGAGCCACUCUGCAAUUUCUCUAUGCACAACGUACCUGAUUUUACUAGUCCUUGGAAGUUCAAAGUUAGCUGUUGCUGUUACGUUUAUAUUCAAUAUGUCACAUUUAUUAUAUGGCUACUGGACAACAAGUACCGAAGUUUACGACAUUAAAUGGACAAUGCCCCAUUGCGUAUUAACCCUCCGUCUGAUCGGUCUAAGUUGGAACUACUACGACGGCAAUAGAGACGAGAAAUAUCUCUCGGGUUACCAAAAAAAUGUCUCCUUAAAGCAAUUGCCAUCCUUCCUGGAGUGCGCUGGAUUCACGUAUUUUCCAGGGGCAUUUCUCGUCGGGCCGCAAUUUAGCAUGAGACGGUACCUCGAUUACGUCAACGGGGAGUUGAUAGAAAGCAAAUCGACGGAACCUGAAGCAUUACCAGAUAAUAUAGUACCUGCGAUAAAACGAACUGCUUUAGCAUUCAUAUACCUCUUGAUUUAUCUCGUUGGGGCAAUUUAUGUAUCUGAUGAAUUCCUGUUGAGUGACGACUUCGGAAAUUCAAAUUUUUUCAAGAAAGUAUUUUUGCUUGGCCUGUGGGCUCGAGUAUGUCUGUAUAAAUAUAUUGGUUGCUGGCUAUUGACGGAAGGGGUGUGCACAACAUUUGCGCUGUCCUACAACGGUCGCGACGAAAAUGGCCAAUCCAAGUGGGACGGUUGCGCCAAUGUUGAUCUGUUUACGUUUGAAAAUGCCACAACAUUCAACCACUACAUACAGUCCUUCAACAUGAACUCAAAUCAGUGGUUCGCCGAGUAUAUAUAUAAACGCCUCAAAUAUCUCGGUUCACGCAAUGCAAGUCAAUUCUUUACCCUUCUAUUUAUUGCUGUCUGGCAUGGCUUCCAUUUUGGUUACUACCUUACCUUCUUCAAUGAAUUCAUCAUCAUGCACUUCGAGAAGGACAUCACUCCAGUCCUGCGGAAAAACGAUAAAUUGCAGGCAAUGGUUGCCACUCCACAUGGAAAAGUCAUCGCAUGGUCAAUCCAGAAGAUUUACACACUCAUCUUCAUGGGCCACGCAUUCGUGCCAUUCGGCUUACUUUCCUAUUCCCAUUACAUGCAUGUCUACUCGAGUGUUUAUUACUUUGGAUUUUUAGUCUUCUGCGGUUAUCCAUUCGCUGCGCCUUACGUGAAACGAAUCAUUCGAGGAAGUGCAACAAGACCACAUAGCGAAUAAUUUCACAUGUAUUUUUUUUUCUGAAUUAUUUUAUUCGUCGGCUGAUGACGAAUGAAAAUGAGAAUUUAAUGACGAUG
Messenger RNA from Diachasma alloeum, 1626 nucleotides. It is a transcript of the gene nes, whose product is annotated as lysophospholipid acyltransferase 5. Bases 128 to 1549 code for a protein of 473 amino acids. The record is from RefSeq and is a predicted model, not a curated record. Gene Ontology annotation, cellular component: membrane. Gene Ontology annotation, biological process: lipid modification; phosphatidylcholine biosynthetic process. Gene Ontology annotation, molecular function: lysophospholipid acyltransferase activity; 1-acylglycerophosphocholine O-acyltransferase activity. The transcript has 8 exons. NCBI's taxonomy places the organism in Eukaryota, Metazoa, Arthropoda, Insecta, Hymenoptera, Braconidae.